CACCGCAGUAAUUCCUGCUGGGACAUGUAGGGCGGCGGUUGCUGGCGUUGCUGAAGAGGGCGACUAGUUGAAGGGAUGGUGCCGCUUCCUCCGUUCGCUUGCCUGCCCGCCUGCUCCCACCCUGAUGGAGCGGAAGGGAAUGGGGUUACUGUGCUGCCCAGAGAGCGCACGCAGCUGAGCGGGAUUCUCGGCGAAGAAAGCAGUCGACGGGCUGGCCGGAGAGCGGGCGGAAAAAAGGGCCGCGGCUGCUUCUUGCCGGCGUCCCGUUUAGCGCGUGGCAGAGGCGGCGGCGGCUCAGCCCUGUGGCAUAUCGGCUUUCUGGGCAGCGGCGCUAGUCCUAGCCCGCAGUACCGCAACACAUAAGGGCCAUGUGAAAGCUGGAAUGGGCCCUUUGUUCAAAAUUAUGUUUUGUGUAUAUAUAAACAUGACCCCAAGCAAUGGGAUGUGUUGGAGAUGCUUGGAAACAGCUGAACCCCUAUGGGUAUGGCAAUAACCCCAUCAUGCUCAGAACUCAUCGGGAACAGAAUGGAAUGGCCAGCCAUGCAUAUAUUCUAGGGAAAAUGGGCUGGGAAACCAAAUUCCAAGUGAGCUAAACCAAGUAGAGCGUUAUAUAGGACUAUAAGGAAUGGAUUCUGCUAUAAUUUCCAGUAGCACAAAAUUGUCCUUCCUAUUUCGGGUGGCUUGUCUGCUUUCAGAAAAGACUUAGAACCCUCACUGGAUUCCAAGAGAACCAAGCCAGCCACAUUGGAGUGACUAUUCAGUCUUCACUUUUAUGCCAUUCAUGGGCGGGGGCAGGGCAGGGCAGGGAGAAAUAAACAAGUGUGGAUAAUGUAAUCACACUAUGCAUUUCUAGAUAGAAGGAAGUCUUACAACGCCAGAGUCCUGGAGACAUGCUAGCCAGGAUAUGCUGGGAGUUAAUGGUAUUUUUCUGUUUAUGCAUGUACAGAAUAGGAUCCUAAGGGUACUUCCAGGCAGAGCACUAAGAACAGCUUACUAUGGCAACCAUUCCAUACUUUCUUAAGAGAUUUGUUUUUGUAUAGUUGGAAGAAGCAGUGGAAAAAAAUGUGAGAGCUAUAAAUUGAGUAUACUGUAAUCUGGAUUCCCAGUAAAAUUCUUUGUAGUGAUGCAAUUGCACAAUAAUAACCUUGUGUGAAAGCACUCUGAACAGAAAUGGACUUAGUUGUUUCUGAUAGAAGCAGAAGUGUCCUUAUUACUGUUCAGCUCUUGUCAAAUAGAGACUAUAAAAUUCUUAGUUUUUAUGCACUUCUCUAAACCUUGCAGUUACAGUGGUAUCUAUAACCAUAAAUCUACAAGAACCAUGAUUUCUGAUUUUGAUUGGAAGGAUUGGAACUAUUUCUUCCAUUCUGCUCCCACCCAUCUCCUAGCUACCUCAUUUCAACUCAGCUGGAGAAACCUAAGAAAGGAAUUAGCUGGGGUAGAUGAAAAGAGAUUGUAUAUUGACGAGACGUCAAAGGUGAUCAGCAGAAACUAUGGGUGGGAAGCAACGGUCUCCUGCUGGAUCGCACAAGCACUGUGAGAAGUGUUUCAACAAAUACUGCCAAGUUCCAGUUGAGCCCACCAUCUCUUGUUUGAUGAUCAGCUGCCAGUCUCACUGUGGUGCGACCUUUCACAUGUGUAAAAAGGAUGAGCAUGAACUCCUGUGUCCCUUAGCACAAGUCCCAUGCCUUAACUCAGGUUAUGGCUGCCCUUUUACCAUGGCCCGUUUUAAAGUGGCCAAACAUCUACAAGUCUGCCCGGCCAGUAUAGUUAGCUGCUCUAUGGAGUGGAAUCGUUGGCCAUGUGUAGAUACAGAAGCCAUUCUGCAUGAGAACAUGAUGAAAGAGGAGCCUAGUGAAGAGUGCCUGGAUGUGGCUCUAGCCCUGAGAGAUCAGAAAGCUCUCUUUGGGGCACUCAGAAUGGUGGAAUUUUUUCCUGAGUGCAGAAAGCCUUGUGCUGGGGAAGAAGCCGUUGAUGACAUGGAGUACCUGGGAGAAGAAGCUGCCGGGAAAGGAGCCAGCCUGUGUGAAGGAAAUGAUGGGCUCAGCCAGCAAGAGCUUGAGAAUCUGGCAAAAGACAAAGAAUGUAUGGAUCUGGCUGGUUACAAAACCUGGGAAAACAUGUUCAGCAAAGAAUUUAAAGCCUGCAAAAUAACAGGCCUAGUGGAGGAUAGUAAGAAAAAGAAAAGUGAGAGCAGGUCUUCUAAAACAGGGCAGAGUUCUAGUGGUAGCAUGGAAGAAGCUAGAGCCACAGGAGAUAGUGAAGAAACCCAGGCUCCUCCUCAAGUGAACUUAGCAGCUGAAAGGACAGGCCUGGCUCCUUGGCAAGAUGGUGUAUUGGAGAGGCUGAAAAAGGAGGUUCCUGUAGGGGAGUAUAAUAUGUACCUGGUGCACCAUGGAAGGAUGCUCAUUCAUUUUGGUCAGAUAGCUGCUUGUACUCCCAGAGAGAAAGACUUUGUAUAUGGAAACUUGGAGAUUCAUGAAGUGAAGACUGAGACUACCUUCAAAGUUCCAUCCAGCUACUGUGGCAAAAGAGCACGUCUUGGGGAUGCUGUGGCACACAAGAAGCCAAGUAAGAGCAUAUCUCUGGAUACUUCAGAGUUGGGAAUAAGUCUGGAGGAUCUUCCUAAAUCCAAUGCAAUAAAAGCUACACUGCUGUGUGCCCUGGAGAAGGAACUGAAAGGGCAUCAGAUAUCUCAGACAAAUACUACUGAUGCUUUGUAUGUGGAUUUUGGGACCCAAACAUACAGUUUCGACUCGGAGCCUUUCUCCUCCACAGCUGUUCUAGCAGACAUUUUAGAUGUUAAGGGCCCACCAGACCUUCAUUUACAGCUUCAGAGUGAGAGUGUAACCCAAAGGCAUAACAAAAACAGCUCUGUUUUCACAUUCUCCUGCAACCACUUCUUCAGGAGAAAUGAAUUUCCUUCCCAUUUCAAGAAUGUUCACACUGACAUCCAGUCCUGCUUGAACGGAUGGUUCCAGCAUCGUUGUCCACUUGCCUAUCUGGGAUGUACUUUUGUUCAAUAUCCCUGGCGCCCUUCGGGGCAGAAGUCAAGUGUUAUCUACAACAAGCAUCUUAAGACAUUUGCUGUUAAGCCAGAGGUAGAUUCCAUGCUUGCAGAAGCAAGGAAAGGCAGCUUGUUCAGAAAUAACCGUGGGAAAGAAAUGGAUGCUCUGAGUAGCCUUCCCUUGGAGAUUCUGAAGUAUAUUGCUGGGUUUUUGGAUAGCUUCAGCCUUUCUCAGCUGGCCCAGGUAUCAGUGCAGAUGAGAGAUGUUUGUGCUACUCUGCUGCAAGAAAGAGGAAUGGUUUUUCUGCUGUGGGAAAAAAAGAGAUAUUCUCAUGGGAAAACUUCUUGGAGAGUCCGUAAAAAGAUUUGGAAAUUUAGCAGCCUGUUCUCCACCAUUAAUAACUGGCAGUUCAAUGACAUUCCUUCCAUGGCUGUUCACUUAAAGACCUGCCCUUUCUAUGAAGUUGAGUACAAGAAGGAUCCUGUCUUGCUAACGAGCAUUUUUUCACCUGAAGAGCAAAUGCAAGAAAGUUUGGUCUCUGCAUUCAGGAAUGGGCCGGUUCCAAAGAAACUUCAGAGAAGGCUGUACUGA
Varanus komodoensis (Komodo dragon) is the source of this 3596-nucleotide messenger RNA. It is a transcript of the gene FBXO40, whose product is annotated as F-box protein 40. Lineage: Eukaryota; Metazoa; Chordata; Lepidosauria; Squamata; Varanidae. Gene Ontology annotation, molecular function: ubiquitin protein ligase activity; protein binding; zinc ion binding. The transcript is spliced from 5 exons. The coding region runs from base 1491 to 3596 and encodes 701 amino acids. Gene Ontology annotation, cellular component: cytoplasm. The record is from RefSeq and is a predicted model, not a curated record.